Messenger RNA from Adineta steineri, 1893 nucleotides. The record is from the annotation of a GenBank genome assembly. NCBI's taxonomy places the organism in Eukaryota, Metazoa, Rotifera, Eurotatoria, Adinetida, Adinetidae.
AUGUCAUUUCAAUCAUCGUCUGUUGAUAAUGAAGAAUUAAUACAUAAUGCUGUUCGUCAAGGUCAUAGUAUUUCACUUGAAAUAUAUUUAAAACAAAAUCCAAAAUGUAUCAAUAAAUUAUUUACAUAUUAUCAAUCCAAAUGGACACCAUUAUUAGCAGCAUGUUAUUAUCAACAUGAACAUAUUGUACGCAUGUUACUUAUGCGUUUUAAACCUGAUAUUGAAGCAUUAGGCACAAUUGUUCUUAAUUCAAUAGAUAAUCAUUCAGAUAUUGCUGAAGGUGUAUCACCUCUUUGGACAGCUGCUGCAGUUAAUAAUUUUAAUAUUGUUAAAUUAUUAAUUGAACUUGGAAAUGCAAAUAUUAAUCAUUUAAUAAAAACACAUAGUACAGCUCUUCGCGCUGCUUGCUAUCAUAAUAAUAUUGAAUUAACACGUUAUUUAAUUGAACAUGGUGCUAAUCCAUAUCAAACAAAAAAAGGCAAUUAUACUAAUCUAAUGCUUAGUGCAGGUCGUCAAUUUCCAUUGAUAGUUGAUUAUUUAGUCAAUGAAGUUCAAUGUAAUAUUAAUGAACAAGAUGAAAAUGGUCAAACAGCUCUUUAUUAUGCAGUUAGAUCUCGAUCAAUAAAAAUUACAAAAUUUUUACUUGAACAUGGCGCAUUAAAUUAUCGUGAUAUUAAAAGAAAAGUCACUCCACUUAUGCGAGCUGCUCUUUUUGGUGAAAUAAAUUUAGUUAAUAUUUUCGAAAAUUAUUGUUCAGAUCUUGAAUGGAUUGAAGCAAAAGAAUUACUUGCAACAAGCUUUUCUGGAUGUAUAUAUCAUAUUGGUGAUUUAAAUAAAACAGCUGAAUAUCUAAUUGAAACAUUUCAAUUAAGAAAAGCAAAAAAUUUACCUAAACAAAUAACUACAGAAUCUUUGGAAAUAUUUCAAUAUCGUCGUGAAUGUCAAACAUUAGAUGAAUUUAAUCAACUUCUUUGUUCGAAUACAAAAGAUGCGUUAGUUAUUGAAUCAAUAUUAAUUCAACAACGUCUUCUUGGUGAUGAUCAAGAUGAUUAUCAUGAUAUUAUUUAUUAUUAUGGAGUUAUUCUAGCUCAUAAUCAUAAAUAUAAUGAUUGUCUUCGUUGGUGGUUUUAUGCAUUAGAUCUUAAACAAAAAUAUACUAUGAAUUGUCAACCUGAACGAUUGCAUCGUUUUAUUUCUGUUUUUGCACGAAUGAAAUUUGUUGAUCAUAUAGAUAUAUCUAUUGAAGAUAUACUUCGUUUGUUUAAUAUAUUAAAUUAUAUACUUGUAUCAAAACGAUAUAUGGAAAAUUUUGAUUCAUAUUUUAUUAUUUUACUUCAUUUAAUUACAAUUGUUGCUCGAUUGAUAUAUAAUGAAAAUUUAGAAGAAAAACAAGAAUUAUCUAUGAAUCAUCGUCGAGAUUUAUAUAAAUUGAUACGAUAUAUUAUUCGAUAUCAAUAUAGAUUGAUGGAAAAUGGUUCAUCUUUACUUCAUUCAUGUAUAAAUCCUUCAACAAAAGGCAUAUUAAAUCUUAUUGAAUAUCCAUGUUCUAUGACAACUCAUCUACUUAUUAGUUGUGGUGCUGAUAUAGAUGUGAUGGAUACUGAUGGAAAUACUCCAUUACAUAUACUUAUGCGAAAUAAUUCAUCAUCGAAUACUAUAAAUAUGCUUAAUAUUUUAUGUGAUGCUGGAGCUCAUUUGGAUUUUGCUAAUACAAAAGGACAUCGUCCAAUGGAUUCAAUGCCUGCAUUUCGUAAAAAAUUAUAUGAACAAAUGAAGAAAAAAAUCGAUGUUACACGAUUAAAAUGUUUUUGUGCUCGAUUAAUACAACAACAAAAAUUUGCAUAUGAAAAUAGUCUUUCAAUAUCUUUAAUUAAUUUUAUUCAAAAACAUUAA